AUGAAAGCGACUCAUUCAGGUAAUAAGAAAACGACUCGACCAGGCGCGUUACCUUCGGCGGACGUUUUAGAGCGACUGCCCAUAAGAAAUCGAUACAAUGGCGAUAUUGCCGGCGAUAAAUUUGUUGCCGGUGGCGACUCGUUUUCUUAUUGCCAACAACAAAACUUGGUUGGUGGGAAACGAAAGGAAAGCGACUCAUUCGGGCCUAUAAAAACGCCUUCGUUUUGUGCUGUACAAAACUGUAGUGAUAAAUAUGGACAUGCGGACAAUAUAUCUUUCCAUAAAUUUCCCUUCAAACGCGAGGAAUUGUUGCAGAAAUGGCUAGAUUUCGCAGAACGUGGCACAGAUUGGCGUCCCUCGAAAUGGAGUGCUAUUUGUAGUCGUCACUUUCGGGAUGAAGACUUCAAGUGUUCGGCUGAUCGAAAUAUUUUAAAGAAGGCAGCAGUGCCAAGCUUGCGUAUGUUAAAGCAUAUACAUGCGCCCGAUAGUGACAAUCUUCAAGCGGCACCAACUGAAGACGCAUCCAAGGAUAAACUAUUAGUGCAAAGUAAAGAAAAAACCACAGAUGGCGACGAUAUCCCCGUUGCGGAGGCAGUUGAGGACAACGUCGAAGACUGCGACGAAGAAGAGCAUAACGGAUUACAAAACACUCCUUUGACAAGCUCGCCGAGCGCACCGAAAGUUAAGUGUCGCUUGUGUGGCAGUACCUGCUCGUCGGUAGUAUCGUUCUCUACGAAUUUCGAGAUUUAUGGCAUGAUACAGAAAUGUUUUCCCACACUCAACAUACAAAAAGAUGAUCACUUGCCAAAAGAAAUGUGUCGCACUUGCCUCAAAGGUUUGGAAACGUUUUCACGCUUUGUCGACAAAGUACUCGAGACUCAAAGUGAGUUGCAACGUAAAUAUCGGAUAGAGAAGGCGAAUAAUAGCUCACGCGCCAUCGAAAGGCAGCUUAAGGUGAAGCAAGAGCCAGUGGUACGUGUCAAGCAAGAGGUAGCGGAGGGGUUUGAAAGCAUUUUGUCUGAUGAUUUGGAUAUGGGUAUGGACGAGGGUUGUGAGCAAGAGAACGAAGCGGAUACAAGCGUUGAACAAAAAUAUGAUUUUUGUGAUUUUCCUAUGUUGAAUGCGCAGGAUAUCAUCAAUAAUUGUGACAUAAUGGAGAUUAUAAAUUUAGAUGAUCCUUUUAUAAGUAUACCAGACGAUGAUGGGAGCACGAAUUGUGAAAAUGGAACAGAGGCGCAGCAGCAGCAGGAACCGGAACAAUCAAAGCGUCAUCAAGGGCAACAGCGAAAUAAAUCUGUUCUGCCUAGUGCACAUGACUUACUUCAGACACAUCUGCUUAGCGAAGAGCACAAUUACGCUUAUACGACAGAGGUUUUGUAA
Molecule: messenger RNA, 1380 nt
Organism: Rhagoletis pomonella (apple maggot)
Lineage: Eukaryota; Metazoa; Arthropoda; Insecta; Diptera; Tephritidae
Exons: 4
Coding region: 1-1380 (459 amino acids)
Cellular component (GO): nucleus
Molecular function (GO): zinc ion binding; sequence-specific DNA binding
Source: RefSeq, a predicted model, not a curated record